Messenger RNA from Blastocystis hominis, 351 nucleotides. RefSeq lists its product as hypothetical. The transcript is spliced from 3 exons. Bases 1 to 351 code for a protein of 116 amino acids. Gene Ontology annotation, biological process: response to wounding. Lineage: Eukaryota; Bigyra; Opalinata; Blastocystidae. Gene Ontology annotation, molecular function: serine-type endopeptidase inhibitor activity. The record is from RefSeq and is a predicted model, not a curated record.
AUGAAAUUCUAUACCCUUUUUUUGCUAUUUGUGAUUUUCUUUGCUGCCGUGUCUGCGUGGAACCCAUUUCCCGAUGAUAUGAAAACCAGUUGGCCAGAGCUCGUUGGAAAGAAUGGAGAUGAGGCUACUGCUAUUAUCAAGAGCGAAUGCGAAGGCUGCAAGGUUUUAAUUCGUCCUGAGCUUUCUCCCAUGACGAUGGACCUUCGCAUCGACCGUGUCCGUGUUAUCGUGAAUCAGGAUAACAUUGUUGUAGUAGAGCCUAGACGUGGAUAUUUAUGUUUGUUAAACACUUUUGGGAUAUUCGAUAAUAGAAGAGUGGAAUUUGCAGUUGUUUCUCUUAAACGAAAUUGA